AUGUCUACCCCAAUCCCGCAACCUCCCGGCGUCCCGCUCUUGGGCAACAUUUUCGAUGUCGACCCGGCCAACACCUGGUGGUCGCUGAAGACGCUAGCCGAGAAGUACGGCGAGAUCUUCUCCAUCACCGCACUGGGCCAUCGCAUUGUCUUCGUUGCCAGUGCUGCCCUCGCCGAGGAAAUAUGCGACGAGAAACGGUUCCGCAAGUUCGUUGGUGGCCCCGUUGUCGAAAUCCGUUACGCCGUCCAUGACGCACUAUUUACCGCCUUCGAUCAUGAAGAGAGUUGGGGGAUUGCACAUCGGAUCAUCGCCCCCCAGCUGUCGACAGAAGCCGUCGGCGGCCACUUCGACGCUUUCCUUCAGUGCACCGACGAGCUGCUUGCGAAAUGGCAUGGCCUUGGUGACAACAACAAGAUCCAACCUUUGAGUGACCUCAACCGGCUGAACCUCGAGGCGACCACUUUGACGCUCUUCGGCAAGAAGCUGAACUGCAUUGAAGGCGCCGACCAUCCCAUGCUUGCGGCAAUGGAGAACUCUACGUCCGAGGCCAUGAAGCGGCCGACCCGACCGGGCUUCCUCAACUGGCUCGUUUACGGCAGCAAGUUCAAGAAGGCAACGAAAGUAAUGCGUGCCUACGCCGCGGAUUUGGUGAAGUACCGGCAAGAGCACCCGACCGACCAGCACGAUCUGCUCUGGAGCAUGCUCAACGCCAAGGAUCCCGAGACGGGCAAAGCCUUGACCGAAUCGCAGGUGAUUGAUGAGAUCGUGAGCAUGCCCAUCGGUAGCAGUACUGCCCCCUGUGCCGUCACCGCUAGUAUCCUCUUUUUGCUUCAGAACCCCGACGUCCUUGCUAAGGCGAGGGAAGAAGUCGAUGCGGUGCUUGGAGAGGGGCCCUUCCGCCAGGAACACGUCCCCCAGUUGACGUACAUCGCCGGGGUGGUUCGCGAGACCCUGCGGUUGUCCUCUGCCGCGCCAGGCUUCAACAUUGAGCCGAUCCCGAAAGAGGGCGACAAGUCCCCCAUUCUGCUCGCGGGCGGCAAGUACCAGGUGGCGCACAACCAGGCCAUGAUCAUCGUGCUGCCCGGCGUCAACCGCGACCCGGCCGUGUUUGAGGAACCCCUUGCCUUCCGCCCGGAACGGAUGAUCGGUGAGGCGUUCGAGAAACUGCCGUCUAGCGCCAAGAAGUGGUUCGGAAAUGGCAAGCGUGAGUGUAUCGGGAAGCACUGGGCGUGGGAGUUCCUGGUUAUCACUACGGCUAAGCUCAUCCGGGACCUCGACUUCGAGGCCGUGGACCCGGAUUACAAGCUCAAGCAGGACGGUUGGUUUAACAUUCGGCCCAUUGAUUUCUCCGUCAAGGUGAAGCCCAGGGCCCGUUAA
Molecule: messenger RNA, 1377 nt
Organism: Dichotomopilus funicola
Lineage: Eukaryota; Fungi; Ascomycota; Sordariomycetes; Sordariales; Chaetomiaceae
Product: cytochrome P450
Exons: 2
Coding region: 1-1377 (458 amino acids)
Molecular function (GO): monooxygenase activity; oxidoreductase activity, acting on paired donors, with incorporation or reduction of molecular oxygen; iron ion binding
Source: RefSeq, a predicted model, not a curated record